AUGGGGCGGAAAUUGGGAAUUCGCUUGGGGCUGCGAAGGCGACCGCGGCGGGGACCGAGGGCGGGGAGACGGCGGAUCACAGGGAGCCUCCCGCUGGCCCAAGACGCGUCCGCGAGCGCGGGCGGCCAGUCCUCCGGGGAGGGCGGGAGACACCCCAGGGCGCCGUCAGGGAGAGCCGCGCGGGCGCCCCCGCCGGGCCGGGACCUGAGCGCCCUGCGAGCCGCGCGCCCCCGCGGAGCCGCCGGCCCGCGCGCCGGCCCCGCGCUCGCGCGCCCGCAGGAGGCGAGGCCGCGAGACCGCACACUGGGCGGAGCCGGCCGGGAGGCGCGGGGUCCCGGGCGGAGCCUCCUCGGGAGGGAGAGGUUACGGUGUCUCCCGGCCGCGCGGGGCUCCUCCUUGACGCGGUUCUGCGGGCGGGGCCCCGGCCGGAGCCGCGCGAAGCUGGCGGAGGGAUCUGCAACCCAGCCGUUCCCUCUGGACUGCAGUGGACACUCAUUCCAUGGGAAAAGAACCUGCCAGACUCGUUCCGGGGUUUGCAGGAGCAGGCCUGUAUGGUCUUGGCCUCCCCAGAUCCCAGCUCUCCCAGAAAAGAGGAGGAGACCCCUCUUGCUCUCCAGGGCCCACCUCCAAGCAGGGCCAUGUCAACACAAACGUCGGGUGCUCCCUGAAUCAGCACCCCUGGUCCUAGACAAGACGCCCUCACCCGGGACCCUGGAGGGCACUCCCUUGCUGCUGGAGCUGCAGAAAUUGCCGGGAUUGGCCAAUACAGACUUGAGUGCCCUGAACCCCAACAUCCAGGUGAGGGCUACAGGGGCAGCUAUGAGCCCAGAGGAUUCCUGGAGAGAAGUUGGGUUCAACAGCUCAGCUCUGAAGUCAGGCAUCUCAUCCUGUAUUCCGUGGAGGAUGGGGGUCCUGUGUAGGUCAGACAAGGUGACUCCCAUGCCCCACCUGUGGAGUAGGAGGAGUCGGGCUUCCUCACUUAGCGCAGACCAUCACGUGGCUCUCCCAGCCUUUAUUGCCUAGACCAUGUUGUUGUCCAGUUGCUCAGCUGUGUCCGACUCUUUGCGACCCCAUGGACUACCAUAUGCCAGCCUUCCCUGUCCUCCACUAUCUCCUGGAGUUUGCUCAAAUUCAUGUCCAUUGAGUUGGUGAUGCUAUCUAAUCAUGUCUGGUUAGACCACAGCAAGGGGCAAACAGCACCAAUCUGGCAGGGCUGUCAUGAGGACCAAAUGAGCAGAGAAUGUUUCUUGAGCUGCAGGGGGUUCCUGAGAUACGGGCAGAGGCCAAGUAGAAAGCUCUGAAGGUCUGAUCUUCCCUGCCCAGGCCCACACCUUGCUGCAGGCCCCUGAAGAAGAACAGGGUAGAUUGCCCACCAGAGGGGCUUUAUGGGAGAGAAAACUAGAGAGGCUGGUGGAAUUCCAGCCUUACAGUCUUCACUGUCAGCUCUGAAUCCCUAAUAAUUCCUGUAUUUUGUGUAUUCCUGCAUCUACAGCUUAUAAAACACUUUUACUGAAAGGGAAAAAAGACCACAAAAAUAUAAAACACAUUCUAAAGUUGUUUAAAA
Messenger RNA from Cervus elaphus (red deer), 1564 nucleotides. RefSeq lists its product as uncharacterized. The transcript has 4 exons. Lineage: Eukaryota; Metazoa; Chordata; Mammalia; Artiodactyla; Cervidae. The record is from RefSeq and is a predicted model, not a curated record. Bases 1 to 1023 code for a protein of 340 amino acids.